CUCCACGGCGAAGCACAGUUCCAUCCUCGACACUGCCUUGCCCAGCACCGCCGCCCUCCAUUUCUUCCUAGAUAGAUUCUCUCGUGAGACGCACGGCACUGCGGCGCAUCAAUUGCCCUGCCUGCAAGCCCCGUCCGACGUUUGCCCUCCGUGACGUUGCGGCAACGCCUCUAGAAAUCCUCACCCUUCAAUUCCUUUCACGCCUUCUGUUGAGCUUGGACGCUCCCGUUCAACACAAUGGCCGACCCCGUGCGCGAUGUCAACAAUCACGUUCUUUUUGAAAUUGCAACCGAAGUUGCCAAUCGAGUCGGUGGCAUCUACUCGGUCCUGAAGUCGAAAGCUCAGGUCACCACCGCCGAGUAUGGCUCGUCGUACACGCUCCUUGGACCGCUCAACCGCAACUCAGCUGCAGUUGAGGUGGAAGAGAUCACGCCACACGAUCCUGCAUUGGUCGAGACAAUCAAGUCGAUGAACGAGCGCGGAAUCCAAACAUUAUACGGUAGAUGGCUGAUUGAUGGCGCCCCACGAGUGCUACUAUUUGAUACUGCAACUGCCUACGGCUAUCUUGAUGAGUGGAAGGGCGAUCUUUGGGCGUCAGCUGGCAUUCCUUCGCCCCCGGGCGAUGCGGAGACGAACGAGGCCAUUGUGUUUGGCUAUCUGAUUGCCUGGUUCUUGGGAGAGUAUGUUUUCCACGAGAAGAAAAGGGCAGUUAUUGCGCAAUUCCACGAAUGGUUGGCGGGUGUCGCCCUACCUCUCUGCAAGAAGCGACGCAUCGAUGUCACCACCAUCUUCACGACCCAUGCGACCCUUCUCGGACGCUAUCUCUGCGCCGGGUCAGUCGACUUCUACAACAACCUCCAAUACUUUGACGUGGAUGCCGAAGCCGGCAAGCGUGGUAUCUACCACCGGUACUGCAUUGAACGAGCAGCUGCGCACGCCGCCGACGUCUUCACGACCGUCUCUCAUAUCACUGCCUACGAGAGCGAACAUCUGCUGAAGAGGAAGCCAGACGGCGUUCUACCUAACGGUCUCAAUGUCAAGAAAUUCUCAGCUACCCACGAGUUCCAGAAUCUCCAUCAGCAGGCCAAAGUCAAGAUCAACGACUUUGUACGCGGUCAUUUCUACGGGCACAACGACUUCGAUCCGGAAAACACGUUAUACUUCUUCACUGCCGGACGCUACGAAUACCGGAAUAAAGGUGUUGACAUGUUCAUUGAGUCGCUUGCUCGUCUGAACCACAGGAUGAAGAGCUCAGGCUCAACCAUGACCGUGGUCGCUUUUAUCAUCAUGCCCGCGCAAACGCAGUCAUUGACAGUCGAGGCUCUGAAGGGCCAAGCAGUCAUCAAAUCCCUCCAUGACACGAUUAAAAUCAUCGAACAGAAUGUUGGCAAGAAGUUGUUCGAACGAUCUAUUGCUUGGCACGAAGGCUCGGUGCUCCCAGAAGACAAGGAUCUGAUUUCUCCCGCAGACAAGAUCAUGCUCCGUCGUCGGUUGUUUGCUAUGAAGCGACAUAAUCUCCCUCCGAUCGUCACACACAACAUGGUAAACGACGCAGAGGACCCAGUGUUGAAUCAAAUCCGUCGCUGCCAACUUUUCAACCACCCGUCGGACAGAGUCAAGGUCGUCUUCCACCCCGAGUUCUUGAACUCGUCCAAUCCCGUGUUGCCAAUGGAUUACGAUGAUUUUGUGCGCGGAACGCAUCUAGGUGUUUUCUCAUCCUACUAUGAGCCUUGGGGAUACACUCCAGCCGAAUGCACCGUAAUGGGUGUCCCUAGUAUCACAACGAACCUGUCUGGGUUUGGAUGCUAUAUGGAGGAGUUGAUCGAGAACGCGCAGGACUACGGUAUCUACAUUGUGGACCGGAGAAUGAAAGGUGUCGACGAUUCGGUCAACCAACUGUCAGAAUACAUGUUCGACUUCACCAAGAAGAGCAAGCGACAGCGUAUCAAUCAGCGCAACAGAACGGAGCGCCUGAGCGACCUGCUUGAUUGGAAGCGUAUGGGCAUGGAGUAUGUCAAGGCGCGGCAAUUAGCGCUAAGGAGGGCAUACCCUGCCGCAUUCGAAGAGGGUGAAGAGCCUGAUUUCUUCGGGUCGACCGAGGUCAAGAUCUCGCGGCCGCUGUCGGAGCCUGGUUCGCCACGUGACCGCUCCGGAAUGAUGACUCCGGGUGACUUCGCGUCGAUCCAAGAAGGCCGCGAGGGUCUCAGCACAGAAGAUUACAUAGCCUGGAAGCUACCGGAAGAGGAAGACCCAGAGGACUACCCGUUCCCGUUGACUCUCAAGCUGAAGAAGCCAGGAGGGUCUGGCGCCGUGUCGCCAGCGGUCAACGGCACCGGCUGAUCAGUGGGGUUCUGAGGUUCUGGGGUUUGGUAGCUAGUAUACAAAGGUUCUAAAUUGCAUUCUUCAGAGGGACGAGGUAGUACAAAGGUGGUGACAGUGGCCACGUCGAUCUGAGGCAGUUUUCCCUUAGGAGCUAGUCAUUGCUUCGAAUAUGUAUAGUGUGUAUCGUGCUGCAUCUUGAGAUUUUUCGGUUCGGUUUCUUUUCUCUGUACCCUACAUUUUCCCGGCAUGCUUUCUGCGCGGCACGAGUUCAUCUGGAUGGAGUUGCAUACUUGCUUCAAUACCAAUCGCUUGCCCGUGUGUUCGAUUGGCCCGACUGUGUGAAACGAAACGCGUU
This is a messenger RNA of Mytilinidion resinicola, 2677 nucleotides long. RefSeq names its product glycogen synthase. Gene Ontology annotation, biological process: glycogen biosynthetic process. The transcript is spliced from 7 exons. Lineage: Eukaryota; Fungi; Ascomycota; Dothideomycetes; Mytilinidiales; Mytilinidiaceae. The record is from RefSeq and is a predicted model, not a curated record. Bases 238 to 2340 code for a protein of 700 amino acids. Gene Ontology annotation, cellular component: cytoplasm. Gene Ontology annotation, molecular function: alpha-1,4-glucan glucosyltransferase (UDP-glucose donor) activity.